GUUAAUGAUAUUUUAUUUUCUGUAUCCCAUCACAUAUAGAAUUUAUUCAGCGAAGGGAAAUAUGGAUCGAUGUUAAAGAUACAUAUGUAGGUUUUAAAACACUAAUAAACGCAACAUAUGUUACACGUAAUACAAGCCACUGCCGUCAGCCACUGAUACAAUUUACCGUGAACUAGUCGUACAUGAUCGCCCCCGGUACACGAACCGUGAAUGGCGAUAUUUAAACUGUCGGUAUACGUAUAAUACAAGUACACCCUACAUUUAGCCUACACGUAAACAAAGCCACCAUGUUGUAAAAGUCUUCACGGAAAUAGUGUAAGGUAGACCAACGACUUUGUGAAGUUUUGGUUGGACGUACGAGUGCAGAGCGGAGGAUACACCGAGUUAACAAAACGGAAAUGACAUGAAAUUUUUACUGGUUUUCUUGGGAUUAUUUCUUCUGGCGGACGGAUGGAACCGGAAGGUUGCAGAAGCCGACACGAAGCUAGAUUACCUCCGCCAAUUGAUCAUUGAAAUCAAAUAUAAAUUAAUGCUCGAUAUCGAAGCAGACAAAACAAACAACCAUGAAAAGUUCAAAAGUAAAGAGAGAUCAUGUAGCUCACUUGAUGAAGAGGUCACUCGUGAUUGGCUACGAAGAACCAAUGAGGAACAUCGGAUUGAGAUGAACAGAAAUGUGGUGGAUAGCUGGAAUUACGAGUCGAACAUUACCGAUGCUACUAAACAGAAGAUGACGGAAAGUAAUGUGAGAUUUACGGCGUAUGAACGGGGGUUAGGGGAGGAAGCCGCAAAAUGUCAGAACGAAAACUUCUCAAAUGAUACCAGCAGAAAACUCAAACUACUAAACCAGAUCUUCUCACCUAAAGACCCGAAGAGAGUCAAAGAGCUAGAAGAUUUGGAGGCCGACCUUACAGAGAUAUACGGGAACGCUGUGGUGGAAAUAAACGGGAAGAAGUUACAAAUCGAACCGGAACUUACGGAGAUCAUGGCCAACAGCCGAAACGAGACGGAGUUAAGGGAAGCCUGGGAAAAAUGGCGUAACGUCACAGGUGCAAAGAUGAAGACAAAGUAUACUCGACUUGUAGAACUUCAGAACAUCGGAGCCAGCGAUAAUGGUUACACAUCACAGGCGGAGGUAUGGCUGACAACAGACUUCGACGAAAUCGCUGGAAUAGAAGAUAUGUGUGACAGGUUGUGGUCUGAACUAAAACCUUUAUAUUCGGAACUACACAAAUAUGUCCGCAAUAAACUGAAGGACUUCUACAAGAAUGACGUCACGUUCCCAGACGACGGGUCCAUACCCGCCCACCUACUAGGAAAUAUGUGGGCACAAGAAUUUGUAGGAAUUUUCGAUAUUGUGAAACCCUACGAUAUACAAAACGAAAAUUACGAUGAGGUGCUGAAAGAGCAGGGGUAUACACCGAGGAAGAUGUUCGAGAAGGCGGAAGAAUUCUACGUGUCUUUAGGACUACCGAAAAUGACGGGAAAAUUCUGGAAGAAUUCUAUUAUUGAAAAACCAACCGACCGUAGUCUAGUUUGUCAUGCUUCUGCUUGGGACUUGUAUGAUGAUGGCGAUUUCCGAAUAAAGAUGUGUACAAACAUGACGAUGGACUACUUUGAGACGAUUCACCACGAGAUGGGUCACAUCCAGUACUAUAUGGCGUACGAGGAUCAGCCGGUCGUUUAUCGUCGGGGCGCCAACGGGGGAUUUCACGAGGCUAUCGGCGACACUAUUGCCAACGCUGUCCGGACACCCACACACCUGUGUGAAUUAAUUGGAGUAGCAUGCGCUAGUCCGGCCGUGGACAAACAGGAGGCGGAUCUGAACUACCUGAUGAAGAAAGCACUCAUCAAGGUUGCCUUUUUGCCGUUCGGCUUACUGAUCGACAAGUACCGGUGGGCGGUGUUUAGGGGGUCCAUCAAACCUGAUGAAUACAACUCAGAGUGGUGGAGGAUGAGGAUGGAGUACCAGAUGAUAUCCCCCCCUUCGCACCGAGGGGAGGAGUACUUUGACCCCGGUGCAAAAUACCACGUAGCCGCCAGCGUCCCCUACAUCCGGUAUUUCAUUAGUUUCGUGGUACAGUUCCAGUUCUACGAGUCAAUGUGUAAAGCCGCCGGUCACGGACACAAGCCGCUACACCAAUGUGACUUUUACAGAAAUAAGGACGCCGGCCAAAAACUACAUGAUAUGAUGAGUCUUGGAGGGAGUAAACCAUGGCCCGAGGCGCUAAAGCAGAUGACAGGUGAACUGGAUAUCAGCGCUGGGUCCAUCAUGCGGUACUUUCAGCCUCUGCUGGAUUGGAUGAAAGUUGAGAACAGAAAAAAUGACGAACAAAAUAAUUUGUAAAACCUGCUGUGAUACUGUAACAUCAUCUAUAAUAAAUGUUUGUCUGUUUUGUUGAU
Mizuhopecten yessoensis (Yesso scallop) is the source of this 2400-nucleotide messenger RNA. Its product is annotated as angiotensin-converting enzyme-like. Bases 404 to 2344 code for a protein of 646 amino acids. The record is from RefSeq and is a predicted model, not a curated record. Gene Ontology annotation, biological process: proteolysis. The transcript is spliced from 12 exons. Gene Ontology annotation, molecular function: metallopeptidase activity; peptidyl-dipeptidase activity. Lineage: Eukaryota; Metazoa; Mollusca; Bivalvia; Pectinida; Pectinidae. Gene Ontology annotation, cellular component: plasma membrane.